CCCAGCUCAGGAAUCCUUCAAAGACACCAGGGUUGGGGCUGCUUCUGUCCAGUUGAGCAGUUCUUUCUUCUAGAUACCCUGAAAACCAGGGAGGGAGGUGGGCCUGGUAGCGUCCCUCCUCUUACAGUCCAAGAAUGCUGGACUCCUCAGUGGCAGAUGCAAUGACCCGACUGACCCUAAAACUCUUAGAGAAGAAACUGGAGCAAGAGCGUGAGAAUGUGGAAGGGGAUUCUGAGGACCCUCACUUCGUGCCAGGAAACGAGGACAGGCCGGAUGCAGCUGUACUGAGUGCUCUGAGGAGGAGGAAAGACCUUCUGCAGAGACUCUGGGAACAGCACCUCCUGGAGGAGGUGUCCCAGCCCCGAGCCCCGAACGGGGUGAACAGAGGAGGAGCCUGGGGAUCAGCACUGCCCCCAGAGGUGCCCCCGGUGGGCAUCCGCCCUGCUGUCUCCCCACCCCCGCCAGCCCUGGAGCCACCACACAUUAUCCAACACUCAGUCCCCCAGCCUCCUGCCACCAUUAUUCAACAACUACCUCAGCAGCCACUCAUCGCACAGGUUCCCCCUCUCCAGGCCUUCCCCACUCAAAGGUCAGGAAGUAUUAAGGAAGACAUGGUGGAGAUGAUGCUGAUGCAGAAUGCACAGAUGCACCAGAUCAUUAUGCAAAACCUGAUGCUCAAAGCCCUGCCCUCUGGGGGAUCACAGGCCGCCCCUCUGCAUUCCACCCCACAGAGGCAGAAGCCGCCCUCCGUGCAUCACCACCACCACUAUGCACCCCUGGCCCAGCUGCAGGCCUCCCCGGCGGGUUACUCCAUGUGGCCCCCAGUGGUCUCAGCCACCAUCCCCCCACCUGCUUCUGGCUUCCUGCACCACAUGGCCGGCCCCUCCUUGGCAGCCCUUAGUGGGGUGGCAUCUGAUGGCAUCCUGCCCACACAGGCUCCGGGCCUGUGAAACUCCACGUGUGGGCUCGGUAAGCAGCAGGGUUCCAGUUCCCCAGCAGAUGUGGUCGGGGAGGCCCGGCAGAGGCCUGAAGCCUCGGCCCUGGAUGCUGGACUGCCAGGCACGAGGAAAUACAGGGGUUUCACCAGGAGGGAUGGCCCAGUUAGCCGCAUAAACCAUUAAACCUUCCUGUGGAAGAAAUACCAGAAACAAGUCAAAUAUGAUGACGACUGGGAGGUCUGCCUGCCACGAGCGGCCGAGGUGAGGGCUCCUGCCAGUCUCAAGAAGUGAAGCAGACAGCAGUCGGGGAUCUCUCGUGGGAGAGUAUCUUUCCAUGCGGGUCUGCGUGGCUCCUUCUACAAGUCAAACACCAAGUUGAAUGUGGUUCCUUUCAAAGAUGGCUGAGGAAAGGGAGCUUUCUCUGCAUUUGUUCCUUUUGGUUCUGUCAGGGCUUCCGGUGUGAACGUCACCUUUAGUCUUUCUUCAUUUUCUGUGACUUUUUUUUCUUGGUGGAAUGAUGUUCCCUUGACAUGCUAAUAUAAUUUUCACAUGAAUGUCACAUUUAAAUGUUACAGCUGUUUUCAUCUACCCCUUUUGGGAAAACCUAUUUUCCCCAAGUUCUGCACCAGUGAGAGUCCUGCCUCCUUGGACCCUGCAGGCUCGUGGGAUGUUGGCCCGGGGAAGGGGAUGACCACGUGGCGGUCAGGAUGCCUCCAGGGCGGGAGGGCGGCAGGGGCCCCCACCACGUGCCUGGCACACGCAUCUCUUGUGAAAGGCAAUUAAAGGCCUGACUCCAUU
Messenger RNA from Felis catus (domestic cat), 1736 nucleotides. RefSeq names its product chromosome C2 C21orf58 homolog (gene CC2H21orf58). Lineage: Eukaryota; Metazoa; Chordata; Mammalia; Carnivora; Felidae. The transcript has 8 exons. Bases 135 to 950 code for a protein of 271 amino acids. The record is from RefSeq and is a predicted model, not a curated record.